Molecule: messenger RNA, 8171 nt
Organism: Leucoraja erinaceus (little skate)
Lineage: Eukaryota; Metazoa; Chordata; Chondrichthyes; Rajiformes; Rajidae
Gene: inpp5b
Product: inositol polyphosphate-5-phosphatase B
Exons: 24
Coding region: 913-3729 (938 amino acids)
Biological process (GO): phosphatidylinositol dephosphorylation; signal transduction
Cellular component (GO): membrane; cytosol
Molecular function (GO): inositol-1,4,5-trisphosphate 5-phosphatase activity; phosphatidylinositol-4,5-bisphosphate 5-phosphatase activity
Source: RefSeq, a predicted model, not a curated record
GUGGGAGUUCCUCAGGCCAGUGCCAGUCCCUUCAAAUGCUUCAUCAAAGACCUUCCUUUCCUCCUGAGGUGAAGUCAGUUAUGCCCACUUUCUAUCGUAACUUGGAUGGAACAUAAUGUAAAACAUUUCCCAUAGUAACAGGAAGGAACGUAAUAUACUCAGAACGGGGUGAGAACCAAGACAAAUGCUAUUCGCCCUUUAAUGUUACCAACGAGCAACGUCACGAUAUUUUUCAAAGCGCUGUAUUCCCUGAAAGAAAUGCACAAUAAAGCAAAGUAUGUGACUGCAACAGUGCGGGGCAAAGGGGAUAACGAGCAGUGAGUCGAUUUCCGGCUGUUCGGACAAAGUUCGGCGUUCUGAAUCAAACGUGGCAGCCGAACUUCUCCACCGUUAUACGUGGGGCAUGUGUGGACGAAUAACUCGAAUCGGAGCCAUACGUGACAGGAUUUAGCAAGAGCAGAGGAAAGUACAAGUUGUUUUAAAUAAAAAGGAAGCUCGGAACGUUGCUUGCAAAUAAAACCGCAGAACCCAGGCGAAGGAAUGCGAGUGUGAGCAGAAACUGAGAAGAAUUGCAACGGGCGGACGGAGUAGGAUUUUUUUUCAAAGUGCGACGGGGAUUUGGAAAAGCGGAUUGUAGGGAGCGAGCGGAGUGAGCCCCGAGGGGGUUACAGAUCCAAAGGAAGGACUGCAGGAGGCGGCGAGGAGUUGCAGCAGAGUUUUGCUCGGUGCCGUUCCCGGGAUAAUGUGCCAGUGCUAUCGCGCGCCCGGUGCUGGGGCGCGGCCCGGCCGCCGUUGCCAGGCAGCCUGAGCCGGGGUCGCCGUUGCCAGGCAGCCUGAGCCGGGGUCGCCGUUGCCAGGCAGCCUGAGCCGGGGUCGCCGUUGCCAGGCAGCCUGAGACGGGCCGGGGCCGCCAUGGACCAGUCGGGAGUUGUGCAGGCGACACUGGAGCCCGAACAUGAAUGUCGGGCUGCGGUGCAAGGUACUGUGUUAGUUGGAGAAUCAAAUGAAAGCCGUAUUAUAGGACUGGUGGAAUGCAGCAAUGAAUUUGCAAUUUUUAUGUACACUCACAGAAGAAUGGCAAUCAUUGCUGACGAUGUUUCAUUGGAAAAAAUAGUCCCCAUAUCAGAAGACUUUAUUAUCGAAGAAGUGAUUCAGAACAUGCAUACUAUUGGUUCUGACACGACUGUUAAAAUAACAUCAAAUGAUGUUGAUCAAGUGCUUGAGCUGCCAUUUGGUUCACAGAGUAGGAUUUUCCUACAGGAAUUACACAAGGCAUGUGGAGAAGUACACAAACAAGCUGCCCCUGGAGGAUUCUCGCUUCAAUUUCAGUGGCUGGCAAAGUACCAACAAAAGAAAAAUUCACAGCUGCACAGAUGCCAGGGGGAAGAAUAUCCAAAUGAUACCGCAUCCUCACUCUCUUGCGCAGAAGAGGAAAUGGCCAGCAAAAUAGGCGGUGAUUCUGAUCUUCUGGCUUCACAACUUGAUGAUCAAGAGCAGGUCUGCCAGAAAGAAAGUGAUGAUGAUGUUGAAUCUACCCCAGAAAAACAGCCCAAUGACCUAGAAGAAUUUUCUGAGGCCUCCACCAGUACCGUUUCUCAAUCUCCUGCCAUGGGUCCUGAAAUGACCAAUGACGUUGUCCGCGACAAGAAUGUGAUGGUUAAGAACACGGGGCAUAUCCUUGGCAUACCGCAGUUUGGUCUGAGGGACAACUUAAUCAAAGUUGAGUUGCUGAAACAAGAAGGAAAAUACACCUACAUACAUAAUUACAGAAUAUUUGCAGGAACAUACAACGUGAACGGCAAGUCCCCACUGCAGGACCUGAAGCCUUGGUUGAGUUAUGAUAUUGAACCACCUGAUGUCUACUGUAUUGGUUUUCAAGAAAUUGACCUGAGCAAAGAAGCAUUCCUUUUCAACGACUCACCGAAACAAGAGGAGUGGUUCCGAGCUGUGUCUGUGAGUCUUCAUCCUACAACCAAAUAUGCAAAGAUCAAGCUUGUCCGUCUGGUUGGAAUGAUGCUCAUAUUGUAUGUGCGACAAGAACUUGCAGAAUACGUCACAGAAGUGGAAGUCGAAACAGUAGGAACUGGCAUCAUGGGAAGAAUGGGUAACAAGGGUGGAGUGAGUAUAAGAUUUAUGUUUCAUAGUACCUCCAUGUGUAUCGUGAGCUCUCACCUGGCAGCACACACUGAGGAGUGUGAAAGACGGAACCAGGACUACAAAGAGAUCUGCACUCGAAUGCGCUUCCUCCAAACCAACCUGCCAUUAUCAUCCCUCACGAUCAUGAAGCACGACAUUGUACUAUGGGUUGGAGAUCUGAACUACAGGAUAUGUCACCCCGAAGCAGAAACAAUUAAGAAGUUAAUAGCAGCGAAGGAUUACCAAAACCUCAUCAAGUAUGAUCAGCUAAGCAAGCACAAGAAGAGUAUGAUGAUAUUCCGUGGAUUCGAAGAAGGAGCGCUCAACUUUCAACCUACCUACAAAUAUGACAUUGGCACAGAUAACUGGGACACAAGUGAGAAGUGCCGAGUCCCUGCGUGGUGUGAUCGAAUCCUUUGGAAGGGCAAUCACGUCAAACAGUUGGAUUAUCGCAGUCACAUGGCUUUGAGAAUUAGCGACCAUAAACCUGUCAGCGCGCUGUUUCAAGUUGGGAUAAAGGUGAUCAAUCAAGAUUUGUACAAGAAGACCUAUGAAAAUAUUGUUCGUACAUUAGAUAGAAUGGAGAAUGAUUCUAUUCCUUCAGUGUCACUGUCCAAGAUCGAGUUUUAUUUUGAGAAUGUAAAGUUCAUGCAGCUCCAUGUUCAAACGCUUAUCAUUGCCAACACUGGGCUUGUGCCCUGUCAGUUUGAAUUCAUCACCAAACUGAAUGAGCCUUCUUACUGCAAGCCAUGGUUUAGUGCCACACCUAACAAGGGGAUUUUAAUUGAAGGAGAUAGGAUAGAAAUCGAGUUGGAAGUGUAUGUGAAUAAAACCACUGCUCUUUCAUUAAAUAUGGGAACGGACCAGAUUGAAGAUAUUUUAGUCUUGCAUCUAAUACGUGGAAAAGAUUAUUUUCUGGCGAUUUCGGGGAAUUACCUCCCAAGUUGCUUUGGAUCUUCACUGCACACGCUUUGCUGCCUGAGGGAACCAAUUCGCGACGUCCCACCCAAAAGGAUACAAGAGUUGGAACGAAAGGCCAAGGAAAACAAAUAUGGUGACUGCUUGUCAAAUGAAGUGCAACUUGACAUUCCAAAAGAAAUCUGGACAAUGGUCAACUACCUACAUCGCAAUGCUGCACUCCAGGGCGAUCUUUUCCAACAACCAGGACUGAAGUCGGAAUUUGAGGAGAUCAGAGACUGUUUGGAUACUGGAAUACCAGAUUUUAUCCCUGGCAGUAACCAUUCUAUAUGUGAAGCAUUGUUGCUCUUUCUGGAUGCUCUUCCUGAGCCGGUCAUCACGUAUAACCUAUACAUCAAAUGUCUCGAAAGUGCCAACAGCCUGACCCAGAUUGAACAGGUUGUUCUCAUGCUACCUCAAUGCCAUAGGAAUGUGUUCAAUUGUUUAAUGGCUUUCCUUCGAGAACUUCUGAAGCAUGCGAGUUCCAACAACCUUGAUGUCUGUACACUUGCGAGCAUCUUCGCAGCAUUAUUGCUGAGACCACCUCCCACUCUAGUGGGUCAAUAUGAGCCAGUCGUUAAUAAGAAGGCAGCACAGCUAUUCAUUUCACAAUUACUUACUCUGCAGGAUGGUUAACUAAAGUACUUUAACCCGCCAACAUAGUUUAUUUUAUAGAGUUCAAUAAAAUUGUACAAUUUCCAGACAAGAGUAUUUUUUUAUGAAGUUCAGGUAAUGUAGAGCAGUGCAAAUAUUUUGUUAUUUAGAACGUAAAUUCAGAUUUUUGUAUUGUACCUUACUGUUGGUGUUCAGAGCAGGAGAGAUUCUCCCCACCUCCAUUUUGUCAAAGUGCAGUGGAAUGUUAUUAAUGUCACAUCUUGUCAUGCAUUAAGUGCAGGGCACUGAUGGUUCUGUAUGCAAACAGUUGCUUCCUGUUGACAAGUGAAAUCAGAGAUUACUCCAUGCUCACUUUAACCGGGCAAAAAAUGUUUUCGAUUUUUCAUCAAAGUGGCUUUUGAAACUGUAUUUUGCACAAUAGCUCUGAGUUUAAGCACAGACUGGAUAGACCAAAUAAAUGGAAGUGGCCUGCAUCAUAAAUUUUCACACAUUUUGUGAAAUGGAAAGAUUGUAAAGGGCCACAAUAAAUGUUAACUUGUCAAAAAUUUGCCUGCAAUUAAUCUAAUCCCAAAACAUUAGAAAAAACAGAAGCAAAUUGGAAUCAAACAAUUACACCUGGAAUUAACAUAUUACAGGAGUGUGGAGACAGGCAAAUCAAGUUAAUUCAGCAAUUAUAGUUGCUAUCUUUUGGAGUUAAUAUAAUGAUAGUGAAGUAUACCUGUCAUUAUAUUACUUUAUCAUGGUAGCAAAAACUGAUUUGUGUACAAAUCAUUUCCUCUUUUAAGCCAAGCGAAUAAAAAAUAAUCAUCACAAGAAUUAUGGAUAGGUGUGAUCACCAGAUAUUAUUUGAAAUGUUUUGAACCAAUAAUAACAAUUAUGAACUUGAUAAAAUCUUUACUUAUCGUAGUUUGAUCAGAUAAUGUUCACUGUGAAACAUUUUGCUAGAGCAGGAUUUUGGCAUACAUUUUUAAACCUUUAGACCUUUCAUUUUGGAUAAACUAGCAAUGAAUUAAUACAAAAUUAUGUUGAACAUUUAAAAAAUAUUUUAAUUGCUGUUUCAGGUAAAAUACGUUUCAAUACCCAAUAUUAAAUCUUCUCGGAUGACUGUUUUGUCUUUGACUAAGAUUAUUUUGGCUUUCAGUAUUGUACUUUGACAAAUUGUAAUUAGAAUGAGUUGCAAUGAUUUCUUUUUCCCCCGUUGAGAUUAGACUUGAAUCACAUGUUUUAUAAUCUCAGUUCACCGUAAUGGAACUUGUGAAGUCUCUUUUACCCUAUUGUAUAUUAUUUCUCGCACCAGUUACAGAAAUGGCUUCAGUCCACAUGACAAACUGAGCUUGCUGUUUUUAUUUACUGAUACAUUCCAUUUGUUUUACACAGUGUACAAAGCUUUAGAUUAGUGAUCAUCUUGUAAUGAGUAGAUAUUGAUGUUAGAUUAAACUCAAGAAAUCCUCAAAGACUGCGCUCGCCUUUCCUCUUCUGCCUAUGUUUGCAAUGAAGGUAUCACAGUAAGUCACGAGUACCUACGACCUACCUACGACCUCAUGACGACCAUGCUGCGAGUACGAGUCAAGGGCAAACUUGGCAGAGGUCGUGAAUUAGGUCGUGAAAGUGGGACAAGCCCUUUAUUAAAAUCUCCAUCUUUAACAAAGCAUUUGGGCACCUCUUCUACCACCUUCUGUAUCAAUUCAGUGUCCAAUUAUUUCUGAUUGUACUGAAAUAAAAUGUCCUAAAACAUUUUUCUAUGAUUAAAAUCCAACAUAAAUUAAACAGUAGACAUGUUUUGGUGAUCUCGAUUUGGCAUCCUUUGCAUUGGCAAGGACUAGGAACUAUUUCACCGAGCACUUGAAAUCGGUCCGCCAAGGCCUACUGAAUCACCCCAUUUCUAACCAUUUUAACUCCCCUUCCCAUAUUGGAGUUGCUGUCCUGGACCUCCUCCUUUUCCAGAGUGAAGCCACUAGCAAACAGGAGGAACAGCACCUCAUAUUCCACUUGGGUAGCUUACAACCCAAUGGUAUGAACAUUGAAUUCUUCAAUAUUAGGUAAUUAACCAAAUCUUCCCCCUCUUUUUUCUUUCCCCAUUGCUUCUGCCCCCCCCUUCACACUGCCAUUCCCUUCCACCCAUAUUGCUUCCUCUGGUCUCACUUUCCACACCACGUCUUUUCUCAGUCUUUUAUCUCCUUUUCAUUUCAGGCCUUUAUCCACCUUUUCCCAAUCAACCCCUCUCACCUUCAUGCACCUUUCUCUUGCCUGAAUUUGUCCUGCCCCCACCUCUCUUCACACACCCCCCCACCUAGAAUCAGUCUGAAGAAAGGUCCCAACGUUACCCAUCCAUGUUCUCACACUGUCUGACCUGCUGAGUUUGUGUUUUAAAAACAAUUAAAAGGUUGUUUAAUCACUGUUUAACCAAAUGUUAUUGCAGAAUUAAUCUUUAGCUUCACAUCUAAUAGAUAAUUCCAUUAGGACACAGACUAUUUAUCUUUUAUAAUUGUAACCCACUGGCAGCUCCCUGCUUAUUGAAAUGUUUGAUGAUUUUUUAAGUUACAUUUCAUGUUUGUGAUGCCACUAAUCUUUCUUUGUCCUACUGACCAUCUUUGACAGUUUUAACAGUUUUAUGCAUUACUCACAGGGCUAUCUCCCGACCCUGCCUCCAAUUUGCCAGCAUUCCACCUCACUUUCUCUCAGCACUAACCAUAGUCUCACUUCCUCUAAUCUUAACAUUAUGCCUUUACAAGUGCUUCUUUUAUUUUUCUGUUGUUAAAGUCAGUUCCCAAUAAUUUUAUGGGCUUUUUCUUUCUUUGAAAUUAAGAAGUUAAACCUAAUCAAUCCCAGUAUUCAUUUGUACCUUUCAUUAAUCCUUUCAAUAUCACAAUAAAUGCAUUGUAAUUGUGGCACGCUGGAAUUUGACCUACAUCUGUUAACCAUAGCUGUCAUUGUCUUAGAAAUUGUAAUGAAACAUUCUGUUGCUAAUAAUAUCAUGCAUACAUGGCCCAUUGCUGCAUUCUUCAAAUCAUUCACUAAACAAUAUUUGACACAAGAACAACAAGGAGGAGAUAUUUGAUCAAAGAGGCUGUAGAGCAUUUUGAAGAUAGAGGGAUUGAGAGUUUUAGGAAAGCAGUUAUUUAGACCCUUCAAAGCAGAGCUUUAGACCCAUUGCACCCAAAGGAUUGCCAGGUAUUGGUUGAGUAAUUAAAAUCAAGUGACAAGAAUUGGAGGAGCACAGAUACUUGGGACGUUUGUGGGACUUUGGGAGAUUACAGAUAGGGACAUGUGAUUUGAAGAGUGAGAAUUUUCAACUUAAUGUAAUGUGACCUGUCCAGAUCAAUAAUUGUUAAUAUUGAAUUAAUGUAAUGUCUCCAUGUUAAUAAAGCAAUGUUUCAUUGUCAGACCUGUUAUCAACAUCUUGAAUUAACCAGAAAAAUAUGUAUAUAUGGUGGCUUUCAAAUGAGCUACAGAGAGUAUUGAUAUAUUACUGCAUAAUAACAUAAAUAUUUAUCUUGAGGUGCAGAAAGUGAAGUAAAACAUUGUGGAAAUAAUGGGAAGAAAAAUAAACCUUGCAUAAAAUGAGGUUUACAUGAAAACAUUCUUGGCCUAUCUGGCAAGUUUCUGUGUCUCUACACCCCAUCAAUGUAAUGCGUAAAUUCAUUCACAUAACAACUGGCAUGAUUGAUCCCAAUCUUUGGCAUACAAUCUUGGACCAGAUAGAGUAUGUUAAUAUGUAUCGCAAGAAGGGUCUCGACCCAAAACAUCACCCAUUCCUUCUCUCCAGAGAUGCUGCCUGUCCCGCUGAGUAUCGCCAGCAUUUUGUGUCUUAUCUUUGGUGUAGGCAGAAUCUGCAGUACCUUCCUACACAAUAUGUAUCUCAGCCUUGUCAAUGCAGGACAUAGCUUUUUUAAAGUGACACGUAUGAAAAAUAAACCUGCAGUUUAGAGAUGUUGAAUGAGGAUUUACAGGGCAUUCCAACACUGCUUCCAGUAAUGGCAGAGUAUCUGGGUCAUGAGAUCUCAUUGAUGGUGUACAGUAGCACAGUAUUUAAUCUUCAAAGGAAACCUCUGCAUUUUGUAGGAGAAAUCAUGUCACCCACUCUCCAAGUUUGAAGGAGUGAAGCUGGUGAUUAAAGCAUGCCAUUAAAGACAGCAUAAACUAAAUUCUUGAAAGACACUUCAGCAACAAAAUUGUUAGAGAGGAACAGUAUUUUUCCUACUAUUGCUUAGAGAUUUUUGUUUAGCCAACUGCUGAAAAUCAGGAUGGUUUAUAGCAAAUGGGUGAUUGUACAUGAGAUAGUGCUCUAUAACAUUGGACAAUGAACCAAAACAGUGUUUCAUACUCCAUGAUAUGAUGUAAACUGUUGCAUUCAUAUGUACGGAAUUUAAUUUAAAAAUAUUUAUACAUUGGUGGAGAUCUUUGUUAAUGUUCAAAUCGUACAAAUUGUCAGUGCACAAUUCAAAUAAACAUGAUUUAAUAUA